AUUAUUAUUUUUAUUGAGCUGCUUACAAAAAUAAGAGCCAACGUGCGAUUGCAGCUGUGCGCACCACCAUAACUGAAUAACUGAAUUAAGUAACGAAUCUUUUUUUUUUUUUUUCCUUUCCUUUAUUUGUCUCUCUGAAAUCCAACUCCAUUUUUUCUCCUUCCUCAUGAAGCUCCUCUGAAUCUCCAAACAGACCUCUUAUUUCUUCCUCCUUUCUUGAUUCCUUCUUUAUUCAAAGAUUCCGAUUCAAAGAAGCAAAAGAAUGUCCAAGUUUGAAUUACAAAUCCACAGGAAUUUCAUACUCAGAACAAUUCUUUUGUUGUUCUUGACGAUUAUCCCAAACGGGGAAAGUGUUGGAGUGAACUGGGGAACUAUGGCGACUCACCAGCUCCCACCAGAGAAAGUUGUUAAAAUGCUUCAAGAAAAUGGUUUUCUUAAAUUGAAGCUCUUUGAAGCUGAGGAUAGGAUUUUGGAAGCGCUUAUUGGAACUGAUAUUGAAGUUAUGUUGGCUCUUCCCAAUUCAAUGCUGCAAAUUAUGAGUGAGGAUUCUAAGGCUGCUGCUUAUUGGGUGGAUGCUAAUGUUACUGCUUAUACUUAUCAUGGUGGUGUUAAUAUCAAGUAUGUUGCAGUAGGCAAUGAGCCCUUUCUGAAGUCCUACAAUGGCACUUAUCUUCAGUUAACAUUGCCUGCCCUGAGGAAUAUCCAGCAAGCCUUAAAUGAUGCAGGGCUUGGAUCAAAGGUCAAAGCUACUAUUCCUUUCAAUGCUGAUAUUUACAACUCCCCGGACUCAAACCCGGUUCCAUCUGCAGGCGAUUUUCGGCCCGAAGUCCGAGACUUAACGAUCGAGAUUCUACACUUCCUAUCCAUAAACAAUGCACCUUUCACAGUCAAUAUCUACCCCUUCCUUUCCCUCUAUGGCAAUGACUACUUCCCUAUAGACUUUGCAUUCUUUGAUGGAACAUACAAGCCCAUCAAAGACGGAGAUCUAACCUACACCAACGUGUUCGAUGCCAAUUUCGACACGCUCGUUUCAGCUCUAACAAAAGCAGGAUAUCCUGACAUGAAGAUCAUAGUAGGGGAAAUCGGGUGGCCAACGGACGGCGACAAACACGCCAAUAUCCAAGACGCCAAACGAUUCAACCAAGGAUUGUUGAGACACGCUCUAAGUGGGGAGGGAACGCCAGCUCGAGUCGGCGUAAUUGACGUCUAUCUCUUCAGCCUGAUCGAUGAAAAUGCCAAAAGCAUAGAGCCAGGAAGCUUUGAAAGGCAUUGGGGAAUCUUUGAAUUCGAUGGUAAGCCAAAAUAUGAACUGGAUCUGUCAGGAACAGAACAAGAAAAGGGGUUAAUAGCAGUUGAAGGAGUGAAAUAUAUGGAUAAAAAAUGGUGUGUUUUGAACCCAAAUGUGAAGGAUUGGGAAGGAUUGGCUGAUAAUAUUGAUUAUGCUUGUAGCUUAUCAGAUUGCACUGCUUUGGAAUAUGGAUCUUCAUGCAAUCAAUUAACUGCUGAAGGAAAUGCUUCUUAUGCGUUUAAUAUGUACUUUCAAAUGAACAGCCAAAAGAGAUGGAACUGUGAGUUUUCUGGUUUGGCUAUGGUGACUGAACAAGAUCCUUCUUAUGGGAACUGCCAGUUCCCUAUUAUGAUCGAUUAUAACUCUUCUUCUUCUUCAUUUCUAGAUCUUCUGGUUGCAAUCUUUAUGGGAUUUGUGGUGUUUUUGUGUUUGGAAUGAUUGGGAAAGAGAAGCAAUGUUCAUGUUUUUCUCUAUGUUUUGUGUACAUUACCAUAUGAACAUUGAUUCCUAUUGGAUUAUAUGAUAGAAUUCUUCUUUUGCCAAAUUGCUGCUUA
Messenger RNA from Cucurbita pepo subsp. pepo (vegetable marrow), 1842 nucleotides. RefSeq names its product glucan endo-1,3-beta-glucosidase 8. Gene Ontology annotation, molecular function: hydrolase activity, hydrolyzing O-glycosyl compounds. NCBI's taxonomy places the organism in Eukaryota, Viridiplantae, Streptophyta, Magnoliopsida, Cucurbitales, Cucurbitaceae. Gene Ontology annotation, biological process: carbohydrate metabolic process. The record is from RefSeq and is a predicted model, not a curated record.